AUGAUGAUUAGAAGGAUAAAUAAGGACUUUAAAUUUAGAAGACUAAUUAGACUGGUUCAUUUGAGUUCAACUCACGAAAGUCUUUCUUCAAUAAGAUAUGAACCAAGUAUUAUAAAUUCACCGGUUGAAUUAAAUCUACCAGGAUUUAUUAAACCUAAUAUAAAUCAUUUUCUUAAUUCACUUGAUGAUUCACAUUAUUUAUUUAAUUCAAAUGAAAAAUCUGAAAAAUCUGAAAAAUCACCAACCCAAAAUGAUAAAAAAGAUAAAGAAGAUAAACCCAAAGAGAAACCAAAGAAGAAGGAUCAAAAUAUAGAUAAGAAAGAUCAAAAUAUACCUACUACAACAACUCCUCCUCCUUCAACCUUACCUUCUUCAUCAAGUGGUGGUGAUGAUCCCAAAGAUAAGAAAAAAAUCAACCCCAAUACUCCAAGUGAUGGUAACGACGGUGGUGACUCUAAAGAUGAUAAAUUAUCAGUUAAUCAAAAUGGUUUAUAUCCUCCAUUUUUAGCUAUCCCCAUGAAAGAUCGUCCUUGUUUACCAGGUAGACAUUUCACAAUAAAUAUAACUGACGCUGAGGUUAUUAAAUGUUUAGAAACUGCUUUAAUUAUGAGAGAACCAUAUUUUGUAAUGUUUCAUAUAAAAGAUCAAAAUGAUCCAGAUGCUGAAAUUGAUGUUAUAAAGGAUAAAUCAUGGGUUCAUGAAAUUGGUACAUUAUGUCAAAUAACAAAGAAUAUAAAAUUGGGUCCUAAUUCAAUGAAUGUAUUAGCUUAUGCUCAUGAACGUGUUAAAUUAAUUGAUUUAUCUACACCCACCACAAAAAGUGAAAAUAUUGAAAAACAUGAUAAAUUUGCCACAGAUUAUUUGAAAAAUUACCAAGUUUCUUAUGCUGCCGUUAAACCAAUGGAAGAUGAUAUCUAUGAUAAAGAUUCAAUUGAUAUAAAAGCAUUAGUUCAGACUGUAAAAGAAUUAUGUAGUCGAUUUCCAUCAGAUAUAUUAGCUUCUGAACAAGGUAAGAAGAUCUUGAAUAACCCUUCAUUAUUAGCUGAUUAUGUUGGAUCUGUAGUUCAUGGAGAACCUAAAAAAAUUCAAGAAAUAAUGGAUACGUUUGAUGUUCAAAAACGAUUAGAGAAAAUAUUAGACUUACUCAAGGCUGAAGUUGAUGCUGAUGCAAUUAGAUUAAAAGCUAAAAAAAAUUAUCAAAGAAAAUUAGAAUUAGCAUCUGCUCAAAUGAUAAUUAAAGAUUACACUAAAGAGCUUUUAAAAGCUGCUGGUUUAGAAGGUGGUCCUGGAGGUCAAAAGGGUAAAAAAUUUGAAGAAAGAAUUAAAAAAUUAAAAUUAACUGAAGAAGCCAUGGAAGCUUAUAACUCUGAAAUUGCAAAAUUGGGUACUACAUCAGAUAUGGAAUCAAGUAUAACUGAAAAAUAUCUAGAUUAUCUUACACAAAUUCCAUUUGGUGUUUAUUCUAAAGAUUCAUUUGAUAUUAAUCGUGCUAGAGAAAUUUUAGAUCGUGAUCAUCAUGGAUUAAAAGAUGUUAAAGAUAGGAUAUUAGAAUUUAUGUCAGUUGGGAAAAUUUCAGGUUCUGUAAAUGGUAAAAUAUUAUGUCUUGCUGGUCCUCCAGGGACUGGAAAAACAUCAAUUGCAAGAUCAAUAGCAGAAUCUUUAAAUCGUAAAUAUACCAGAAUUUCAGUUGGAGGUGUACAAGAUGUUCAUGAUGUAAAAGGACAUAGAAGAACAUAUGUAGGAGCAGUACCAGGAAGAAUAAUCACUAGUUUAAUACAAUCUAAGACUUCUAAUCCGUUGAUGGUUGUUGAUGAGAUUGAUAAAUUGGAUAAUACUGCUCGAGGAGGUGCAGCAAGAUCAUUUUUAGAAAUUCUUGAUCCUGAACAAAAUUUCGGAUUUGUUGAUAAUUUUAUUGAAGUUAAAGUUGAUUUAUCAAAAGUUUUAUUUUUAUGUACGGCAAAUUAUUUAGAUACGAUAUCGAGACCAUUAUUGGAUCGUAUGGAAAUUAUUGAAGUUAAUGGAUAUACUAAAAAUGAGAAAAUUGAAAUUGCGAUAAGGCAUUUAAUUCCAAAAGCAAGUGAAAAAGUAGGAUUAGAUUUAGAACAUGUUGAAAUUCCAAGAGAGACAAUUUCAAGGUUAAUUGAUAAAUAUUGUAGAGAAAGUGGAGUUCGAAAAGUUAAACAUUUAAUUGAUAAAAUAUUUGGUAAAGUUUCAAGAAAGAUUGUGGAACAAGUUGAAGGAGAACAAGAAAAAUUGAAAGAACUUGCCAAAUCUGAAAUUGUUGAAGAAGUAGCUGCCACAGAAACAAUUUCGAAACCUGAAAAAUCACAAGAAGAAAUUGAAUUAAGAAAAGAAUUAAAAGAGAAUAAAGAAUCUGAAACUGAACCCGAAAUUGAAGAAAUUAAGAAAUUGGAAAUCCCAUCAGAUUUAAAAAUAACAAUCACUCCAAACGAACUCAAAGAUUAUAUUGGUCCAGAAAUUUACACCAGAGAUAGAUUAUAUGAAACAUUAACACCAGGUAUAGCAACUGGACUAGCUUAUAAUAAUUCCGGUGAUGGUGAUGCUCUAUACAUUGAAUCAAUAUUAACUGAUUCGAUAUCUUCAGGUACUUCAAAUUCUGGACAUUUAUCAGUUACAGGUUCAUUAAAAGAUGUGAUGAAAGAAUCAGCAUCAAUUGCAUAUUCAUUUGCAAAACAAUUCAUGAUUAAAAAAUACCCAAAUAAUAAAUUUUUCGAUAUGGCUCAGAUACAUGUGCAUUGUCCAAGUGGGUCAAUUCCAAAGGAUGGACCAUCAGCCGGUAUUGCCUUUACUUCAUCCCUUAUGUCCCUUGCAUUAAAUAAAGCCUUGCCUAAUGAUAUUGCAAUGACGGGUGAGAUUACAUUAAGUGGGAAAGUAUUACCUAUUGGAGGAUUAAGAGAGAAGACAUUAGGUGCUAAACGAGCAGGAUAUAAUAAAAUAAUCAUACCUAAAGAUUCUGAAUAUUUAUUAAUGGAUAUUCCUGAUGAUGUUAAGGAAGGUGUUGAAUAUAUUCCUGUUGAUUGGUAUUCUGAGGUGUUUGAACAUUUGUUUCCUGAUAUUGAUGAAGUUUAUGCUAAUGAGUUAUGGAAAAGUGAAUUUGAUAAAUUAGAAGAAAAGAAAAAUAAAAAGAAAGAUUAG
Messenger RNA from Insectozyma verbasci, 3156 nucleotides. The record is from the annotation of a GenBank genome assembly. Lineage: Eukaryota; Fungi; Ascomycota; Pichiomycetes; Serinales; Debaryomycetaceae.